Salvia miltiorrhiza (redroot sage) is the source of this 647-nucleotide messenger RNA. RefSeq lists its product as uncharacterized. NCBI's taxonomy places the organism in Eukaryota, Viridiplantae, Streptophyta, Magnoliopsida, Lamiales, Lamiaceae. The transcript has a single exon. The record is from RefSeq and is a predicted model, not a curated record. Bases 1 to 579 code for a protein of 192 amino acids.
AUGAUAGGAUUCCCACACCUGCUUUGCCCUUUUCUCGUCCACCUAAAAAUCGAGGCGAUGAUCCUUACUGCCCCACAAAUUGCUCCGACGAUCCAAACCCUAUCCCCGAAUCUCCUGCCCAUAUUCCACACCCUCCGGUUCGGCCCGACCCCGACCCGCCCGCGCAGAGCCCUCAGAAUCGCGUGCAGCAAAGAGACCGAAACCCCGAGCGAGGAAUUGCUGGCCGCCGAGUUCGGCCUCCAGAUCAAGAGAUUGAAUUCCGAAAUCGCUCAGCGAGAAGACGCCUUCAGGAAAAGCAAAGAGCUCCUCUUCGCGGAGAUGUCUGAAUUCGUCGGACUGAAAUCGGAGGAUUUGACCAACAAGUGGCGCAGAAUGGACGACGAUGAGAAAUGGGUUUUGGUUAGAGGUUUUGUUGCCGAGUGGAGCGCCCAUUUUCAUCCCUUAUCGGCUAGGUCUGUCAAAGAAUUGGUCGAAGAAUACGUAGCUGGAAUUCAUGAAUUCUCGGAUUCUGCUUCUGGUAAUUUCUUCUCUGAUUUCACCAAAUUGUUUGGCUUUCAUAGUGAUGAUAGCCAAGGAUGAACACUUCGUUUUUUGUUUCAACAAACAUUUAUUUCCAAUUAAAUUAUGCCAGUUUUGGUUACUAUCAA